GCUGCAUGUGAAUAUGGAGACCCGGGGAAGCUCGGAGCUAGCGGCUCUGCCCGGCUCAGAGGAGCAGGACCUGGCGGUGCAGGCUUAUGUCCAGGAGAUCGAGUUCAGGCAGUCAAUCUCCAAUCAACUUAGAGUCGGCCUCUAUGAAUUGGAUCAUUCUACACAGACUGACGUGAACGAAGUGGUUGAGAUGAAGGAGCUGACGAGUGUGAUACAGUCUCUUACACAGUCUCUUGACACCUUGAAGAAAGAGGUUCUUCUGCAAAAAAAUCUUCUACAAGCAGAAUAUGAGCAGAAAAUUGAAGCUCAAGCACUGGAACUUUACAAUCGUAUGAAUGACACCGUACGGGACCUUGAAAUGGUUCACAAGAAGAAAGUCUCCACACUCAGGAAAAGCUUUCAGCAGCAGCUGAUCGAUGCUCUCGCUGUGAUUAGGUCUGAGUAUGAGAAUCAUUAUACUGGGAACUCAGAACUAUUGAAAAGCAAAGACUCUCAAGCAGGUGCUGCAAAAAUCCAAGAGUUGCGGAGGAAGGUCAUUGAGAAAGACCUGCUAAUCCAGUCAUUAGAGGCACAAAUAUCAGAACUGGUAGAAAAUGAGUCACCUAAGCAGAUCAUUUACCAAUCAGAAGAUGACCCGGAGAAAGAGAAGCUGCUGGAAGAAAACGAGGAGCUGAAGGAGAAAACGGAUUCCCUGCAGGACAGCGUCCACCAGCUGGAAAUGGUUCUGAAGGAGAAAGACCAGCACAUCCGCUCAUUAGAUCUGGAUGUGGGCGCCAUGAGAGUCAGAAUGGAAGAAGACCAAAGAACCAUUGAGAAGUUAUCAUCGGCUCAAGAAGAAUUGAAAGUCCAACUUGAAAAUGAAAAAUCUUCUGCAGCCGACCUGCUCCAACAGCAAAAGGAAGAUAUGGAAAAUCUCCUGAAAACAAAGCUAGUAGAAAAAGAUAAAGAGCAAAUAAAACUUCAGAAGGAGAAUGAAGAGAAGGCGCUACGUGAGAUCCAAAGACAAAAGCAGGAACUGAUCUUUGCAGAGGAACACCUAAAGAAAAUGAGAGAGAAGCUGAAGACACCAAAGAUUGAUGUAAAUAUUAUGAAUGCAGACCAAGAGCGGCUGCAAGCACAGGUUAAAACGCUUCUAAGUGUGAAAGAAGAGGACGCAAGGACCAUAGAAAGGUUACAAAGGGAACUUGAAAGACUCAAUAGGACAUGGGAAAAGAAGUUUGACAUUCUGAAACAAAGUUUCCACGCCAUUAAGGAUGAGAUGUUCCUAAGGCAGUCUCUCCAUCGCCAGGCGAUGAACCUGCACAGGGUAUCCGUCAGUUACAUGGCAGAUGGCACAUUGGGAGCUGCCUCCACCGAUCUACCUGUGCGGAAUAAUUUCUAUCUCCCGAGCAUGCCCUUGCCACACAUUGGAGCCAAGCCCCCGACUGUGAUGACCAGGACUGAGUUUCCCUCUAAUUUAAUGGAUGCUUCUGAGCCGGAUAUGUUCCCCGAGGACGAAUUGCAGGUGGUUUCGGACACGGAAGAAGAUGUCGGGGGAGUCCUUCCUCUGCCGCCUCCACCUCCUGACAGAAUGAAGGGAAAUGAAGUCAAGCCUGUGUAACCAAUCCCAGUUUUGGUAAAUAGGGGGGAAAGUC
Molecule: messenger RNA, 1634 nt
Organism: Bufo gargarizans (Asiatic toad)
Lineage: Eukaryota; Metazoa; Chordata; Amphibia; Anura; Bufonidae
Gene: C5H10orf67
Product: chromosome 5 C10orf67 homolog
Exons: 16
Coding region: 14-1600 (528 amino acids)
Source: RefSeq, a predicted model, not a curated record